Messenger RNA from Solanum dulcamara, 989 nucleotides. Its product is annotated as systemin-like. NCBI's taxonomy places the organism in Eukaryota, Viridiplantae, Streptophyta, Magnoliopsida, Solanales, Solanaceae. The transcript has 11 exons. The record is from RefSeq and is a predicted model, not a curated record. Bases 57 to 680 code for a protein of 207 amino acids.
UAGUGAUGAGUAUAUAAAGCUCAGCUCUGAACAAUUAAAAUAAACUAAGAAAACCCAUGGAGACUCCUUCAUAUGAUAUCAAGAACAAAGGAGAUGAUGUGCAAGAAAAACCAAAGGUGCAACAUGAGGAGGGAGGAGAUGAAAAGGGGAACAUAAUUGAAAAAGAGACUCUAUCCCAAGAUAUCAAGAACAAAGAUAUCAACUCUUCAUAUGUCUUAAGUAGAGAUGAUGCACAAGAAAAUCCAAAGGUGGAAUAUGAGGAGGGAAGAAAUGAAAAAGAGACAAUAGUUGAAAAAGAGACUCUAUCCCAAUAUAGCAUCACGAUAGAAGGAGAUGAUGCACAAGAAAAACUAAAGGUGGAAUAUGAGGAGGAAGAAUAUAAAAAAGAGAAAAUAGUUGAAACUGAGACUCCAUCCCAAGAUAUUAGCAACAAAGGAGAUGAUGCACAAGAAAAACCAAAGGUGGAACAUGAGGAGGAAGGAGAUGAAAAAGAGACUCCAUCCCAAGAUAUCAUCAAUAUAGGAGUAGAUGAUGCACAAGAAACCUCAAAGGUGGUGUAUGAGGAGGAAAGAGAGGAGGAAAAGAAGAAAAUUGUAAUACGAGUAGAUCUUGCGGUCCGUUCAACACCUCCAUCAAAGCAUGAUCCUCCCAGAAUGCAAACAGACAAUAAUAAACUCUAGAACUCCCCAUUUAAUAUAUAUGUAUGAUCUAUCUAAAAUAUGAUAAAUAAAAAGAAUUAUAAUUUAGAGCGAUAAGUUAAAAUUCUGAAUUCGUCUCCGAGACGAAGUAAGUUAAGAAUGUUAUUAGUCUUUCUAGUGUAUUUUCAAGUGAAAUUUGGUUAUUGUACUUUGAGAAGCUUAUUGGAUUGUUAUGUAUUUGUUGCUUUACGAAGCAAGUUAAGAAUGUUAUUAGAAAGAUAUUUGUCUUUGUAGUGUAUUUUCAAGUGUAAUUUGGUUAUUGUACUUUGAGAAGCUUAUUGGAUUGUUAUG